Penicillium canariense is the source of this 1410-nucleotide messenger RNA. RefSeq lists its product as uncharacterized. The coding region runs from base 1 to 1410 and encodes 469 amino acids. NCBI's taxonomy places the organism in Eukaryota, Fungi, Ascomycota, Eurotiomycetes, Eurotiales, Aspergillaceae. The record is from RefSeq and is a predicted model, not a curated record. The transcript has 3 exons.
AUGGUUGCACAAUCACUCAUUCUGCUGCUCCCGGCGCUUGCGCUGGCGGCGAUUCCCGUUCAGGAUCCCUCGGAUGUGAUCAAACCUAUGUGGUGGACGAAGGACAAUGCCCUUCUCGCCGAUUACAACAUUGCGAUGAUCAGCACGCAGCCAUCAGACAUCGAGGCUACCCACAAGUACGACGAUACCAGCGCUUCGGUGGACCAUGUGGCCUGGUCUGCUACUGCCAACGAUACCAGCGUGAUGCUCGUUGCCAACGGCGCCGAAUUCAACGGUUCCUCCAUCGACAUCAAGAAGAGUGGCUAUUCGACGAAUCUGAACACGGCUAGUUUCUGGGGGUUCAAUGCGGCGAUCAACGUGGCCAAUGCCUCCACUGCCUACUUUGAUAACGUCAAUGUCACUGUGCAUAACGGCGCGGCCCAAAUUUACUCGUACGGAACCGACACGGUCGUUCACGUCAACAACACUUGGCUGUACUCCUCUGGCCCUGUCAGCCAUGGCUUGUAUGCGUCCGGAAAUGGCACAAUCGUUGGCCGCAACAUUCAGGUCUACUCUGGUGGCUACCGCUCGUCUAGCUUCUCCGGCGACUCUCCUGGCGGUAACAUCUACAUUUACGACAGUGUGGCCCACUCAGCGGGCGUGGGCUCUGCCACUUACUACGCCCUGGGUAUGAUUGAUGCCCACAAUGUGGUCAGCGUCUCCGAGAAGGGCCCCGUCGUCUUCUCCGACGGCGCUCAGACGACCAGCUUGACCAAUUGUGACGCCACCGCAGGACUGCUGGGCGGAGUGGUCAUUUUCAGCAGCUCCGUCCGCUCCAGUGGUGCGGAGCUGAACCUGGUCAACACGAAGUUUACUACGAUCGGCAAGACCAUGCCCGGUCUGUGGUUCGGCAACAUCAUUGCCACGGCGACUCUGAAUCAGGUGGAGCUCAACACGGCCUCCGGUAUCCUGGUCGUCGCCAACUACUCCCAGGUCACCCAGGACUUCGAUUACUACGCCGACUAUGAGGACAACAGCAGUCUGUCACCCGCGGAGGUGACUCUUAUAGUCACCGAGUCCGAUCUGGUCGGUGAUCUGGUCGCUUAUAACAAGAGCGUCAUCAGCUGGAUCCUUUCUGACUACAGCACCUGGACCGGUGCUGCGUACUCUGGCUACGGCGAGGCCUACUUCGACGUCGCCCUCGAUGCGACCAGCGACUGGACCCUGACCAGGGAUACCACUCUGCAGAACUUCACCGACACGCUAACCACCCUAUCCAACAUCCACAGCAAUGGCCACAACAUUCACUACAACUCGACCCUGAACAGCUGGCUGGGUGGCAAAACCGUUCCUUUGUCUGGCGGUGGUGUGGCGAAGCCAAUCACCUCCACCAGCCGUGUCCGCCGCGGAGUGACAGUUGGCCGUCGGUGA